UUCAAGCCAGUGGCGCACAUGCUGUGAAUGGCUGCUUCGUGUUGGGCUCCUGUUUUUCUCUGGACUCAAGAGUAAUGUUUGGUUACGUGCAGCUUCUGUUUUGUUCACGUAUGAUAAAAUAGUAGCUGUACGUACAACCGGGCUUGGUAAGGUUGAUGUGAAUAUUAGUAAUAAGUGACGAACACUGUGGAAAUCCCAUGACUCAUUUUCUACUUCAACCAAGCAACACGGAACAAACUGUUAAAAUCUGAAUACUUCUUCCAUCACUGCUAGUGAGUAAGUGUAGUGUGUGCUGGUAGCUAUAUUAGUGGAGGUGUUGGGACAGAACCAGCGCUCCCGUCUCCGCAUAGACGUGAAUAUGAGGCGAGUUACGGUUUCACGGCACCAGUGUGUGAUAUAUGUGAUAUAUAUAUGUGUGAUAUAUGUGAAUAAAGAGAGAGAGCGAGAGCGCAGCUGCGGUCGAGCGAGCCAGAUAGUGAAUAAAGAGAGAGAGCGCUAGAGGUGAGAAACCGGAGUUACAAGUGGUAUUCCUGUUAACUGGUUCUCUUUCCUUGUAAUUGUAAACGUCGAGAGUUUCUCGGCAGUGACAGCACAUGUUUAAAUCAGAGAGGAAACGUUGUUGACCUGCAAAUGCCUGAUGAUGAUUUUAUAUCACUCAUAAUUUCAUAGACUAGACUAUCCAUCUGAUAAAUUCAGCUCAUGGUUUAUGGAGUUCAAUGAAACUGUGGGAUCAGAAGUAUUCCUAACCAUAUUUUGAUGUAUUUUCUUCAAAAUAAAAACUCUCCACCUGGGUUUCGACACAAACUGACGGUACAUUGUGCUGCAUCACUGAGCGAUGCGGCUUUGAGAACUACCUAUAUACCCAAACACACAGCUUAUUUAGAGGCAAAAACAACCGUAUAUUAUCUUCGGGUUUUAAAAUACCUCUGCUAGAUUAACUUGAGACCACUGUUACUGCAGCGAUAGCUGCCACACAAGCCCAGUUUCCGCCUCCGAAGUGAAACAUGGGCGUGCUUUUUUUGGAAAGAGAAGUACCCAUUUCCAGUGAAAUGACACGUCAUUUGAAAAGAACGACAUUGAAAGGAGUGGAGAUUUUGUUUCCGGUGUCCGGCUCAGAUGUUGUGAAGUCGAGAAGAUGAGUGAUUGUGCAGAGGAAGAGGUGGACAGAGCAAAGUCUCCAGGAUGCAGCUGUCUGUCGAUGAAGAGUAACCACUCUAAGGGAUAUCCUGUAAACUUCAAUACUGAACCUGCACCUCAUUCACACUCACUACACUGCAACCAGAGAAAGAGAGCAAAGUCUGUGGAGACUACAUGUCAGUCGAUGACGAGUGACUGCUCUGAUGAUUUUCCUCUAGGCUCUAGUGAUGAAAGUCAGCCUUCACCUACAAAGGGGAGGGAGAGGUGUGGUGGUGCUGAGGAGGAGCUGCUGUCCUGCUGUGUCCCAGUGGUCGAAGGACUGAUGAAGGUUUUAGAUGAAUAUAAGAUCAGUCUGAGGAGAAGAUGUGAAUGUGUGACUGAAGGAACUGAUGAAACAGGAAGCAGAACCUUCCUCAACAGGAUCUACACUGAGCUCUACAUCACAGAGGGACAGAGUGAAGAGGUUAAUACUCAACAUGAGGUUUGGAAGCUUGAGUCAGCCUCCAAGAUGGAGGAAAACAUUCAAAUUAAGUGCCACAACAUCUUUCAAGUCUUACCUGACCAACAGAAACAUGUCAGAGUUGUUCUGACGAACGGUGUUGCUGGCGUUGGAAAAACAUUCUCAGUGCAGAAGUUCACUCUGGACUGGGCAGAGGGCUUAGAAAACCAAGAUGUCAGUCUGGUGAUCCUGCUUUCGUUCAGGGAGGGAAUCUGCUUCCGUCGGCUCUCGUCUGGAUAA
Messenger RNA from Thunnus maccoyii (southern bluefin tuna), 1876 nucleotides. RefSeq lists its product as uncharacterized. The coding region runs from base 1136 to 1876 and encodes 246 amino acids. The transcript is spliced from 6 exons. NCBI's taxonomy places the organism in Eukaryota, Metazoa, Chordata, Actinopteri, Scombriformes, Scombridae. The record is from RefSeq and is a predicted model, not a curated record.